This is a messenger RNA of Acaulospora morrowiae, 1741 nucleotides long. NCBI's taxonomy places the organism in Eukaryota, Fungi, Glomeromycota, Glomeromycetes, Diversisporales, Acaulosporaceae. The record is from the annotation of a GenBank genome assembly.
CAGGCACAUAAAUAUUUCGAACGAACACACUCUGAGUGGGAUAUUGUAGAUUUUCUAAACGAUUCAAAUGAGAGCGAGUUUCAAGAUCUAGAUCUCAGUCAGAAGAUAGGAAUUUAUCUAAAGUCUCUCGAGGCCAUCAUGGAUGCCGAUAAAGGACAAAGAGAGAAUAUGGUGGCGUGGUGGAGGAUCUAUGGGUCCUGUAUCAUUCAAGUCUAUAGGGCGAGCUACGAAGUCGGUGUUGGGGCGGGGGCAAUCUAUAGGGUUGUCUUACGUUCAAGACUAAAGGUUGACCUGGCACUGACCCCACUGGGGCGUGGGCAAUCUAUAGGGUUGUCUUACGAUUCUCAGCCCGAUCGUAAACGAGCAAAGGAAUAUGAUCAAAAGCGUGGACUAGUAUCUAGACCUUCAAUUCAUAUUAACAAUUCAACAAUCGCGGGUAAUAUUCAAGGAACUGGGAUCAUUGAAGACACUUCGCGUAAGAUCAUAGAACCAGCUUUGAAGCGGAAGAAGUUAUCCAAAAACUGUUUAAGUGAGAAAGACCUAGUUAUAGAUGCUGAAAAUAAUCCGUUUUUUGUCUCCGAGCAUGGAAAGGGUUCGAACACUAAUCGAAACGAGGAGGAUGAGGAGGUAUUAAAUGAAGAAAUCAAAUUACCAACUCAUACAAGUAAAAAGACGAAAACAAGUGUGACUAGUGCCCCAAACACCAGGCCAAGAAACGAUAGCGAAAAGUCUUUUUCUUCUGAUGUAGAGCCUGAAGAUGACGAAGAAAUAAAGUUCGACUUUACAGAUAUUGAAGAGGAGUUGCAACGGAAGCCGAUCAAUGAGUGGAAAGUUGGUGCCAUCAACGUAUCACGAAGAUUUAGACAAUAUCAGAUAGAGGUACUUGGAAAGGCGAAGACUAGCGGUUUGAAAUACGAUAACAUUUAUGAAAUCUUAGCCUUAUCAUCAAUAAUGGUAUUCUGCUGGCCCUGCCCGUAUCCCAUGUUUACCAUUCAAGAAUGGGAGGAAAUUACGGUAACUAAUCCAUACAAGAUUCAAGAAUCACCACUUUCACAGGAGAUUUUAUCAUCCUUUCGCGAAGCAUAUUGUAACUAUUUUCUUGGUAAUGAUGUCUUCAUGAAUGGGGGUAAUUCGAAACUAAGUAGAGCAGUCGCAUGCGCUUUUAAUGAUCUGUAUAACAGCGUCCCAGAUGUUGCACCACCAAAGAUGUCCGAGGAUGAGCACUGCUACAUGUUUCUUCAUCCUAUCUCUCGUCCAUUAUUUGCUGGUUCGAGAAAAGAAUAUGAACUAAUACUGAAUCGUGCCAACACAGGUUCAACAAAAAGACCAGACCUGUCUUGCACAGUAGAUCGUGUACCGAUUCUAAACUCGGAAUUUAAACCUGUUGGUUGCACACCAUUACAACGUAAGAAAGACGGGCUGAAAGUACAGUUAAAAGCACGAAAAUCGAUAAACCAACAACUACAAAGAAAAGGAGGUCCAGGUGAAGCCGUCAUAUUAUUAAACAUGGGCGAUUUGAUGCAAUCAUAUUUUAUGGAUUUGAAAUAUGACGGACUAUAUUGUUCCUGGUCGUUCCUAACUACAAAAAUGGUGAUUGAUAAGGCCUCAAUUCCUUUAGCGGAUUUUUCAAUUCGUCAUCUUGUAGCUCUAGAAGAACGUAUUGGAGAGAUCGCGAAGAACUUCAAAUAUAGAAAGUAUCGUGCCGGCAACACUACAUCACCUGAACAAAUAUCAUAUACAC